This is a messenger RNA of Laetiporus sulphureus 93-53, 441 nucleotides long. RefSeq lists its product as uncharacterized. NCBI's taxonomy places the organism in Eukaryota, Fungi, Basidiomycota, Agaricomycetes, Polyporales, Laetiporaceae. The transcript is spliced from 9 exons. The record is from RefSeq and is a predicted model, not a curated record. Gene Ontology annotation, molecular function: transporter activity. Gene Ontology annotation, biological process: transport. Bases 1 to 441 code for a protein of 146 amino acids.
AUGGACAGGAAUAUGAACAGCGUUUUUCACCUCUUACUUGUUUUGGAUUUCGAGCAACAGAAGGCCAUUGUGAAUGAAGUAAAAUUAUCACAGAAGAACGACAGGCAGAUCAAGCAACAGAAGGGCAAAGUAUCUACUUGGAUAUUUUCUUUUCAAUCUGUACAGUGUAAAGCUCAGCUGAUAAAAUGGGGGGUCUUGCAAUAUUGUGUGAUCAGACCAUUGACAACUCUUGUUGCCAUUAUCCUCAAUUACGUUGAACUGUAUUUUACUGUUGCAAUGUACUGUCUUAUACAGCUAUAUAUUUCUUUGGCCAGCAAUCUGGCACUCAAAAAACCAUUGUUCAAGUUGUUUGCUGUCAAAGCUGUUGUAUCUCUGACAUUCUGGCAAGAGACUUUUCUUUCUUUGUUGCAAGAUUUUAAUGUUAUCAAGAAUCUAAUCUGA